This is a messenger RNA of Caenorhabditis elegans, 663 nucleotides long. RefSeq lists its product as uncharacterized. Bases 69 to 608 code for a protein of 179 amino acids. The record is from RefSeq and is marked reviewed. Lineage: Eukaryota; Metazoa; Nematoda; Chromadorea; Rhabditida; Rhabditidae. The transcript has 5 exons.
AUGAUAAUUAAUUCAUUUCGAUACUUAUUUUGUCGACGAAUAGCCGUUCCAAGUUUUGUUAGGACGCAAUGUCUAGUAAACUUCUCCUACUCUUGCUCGUCGUCUGUGCUGCUCAUAUGGGCAUAAAUGUUUAUGGUCAAAAAAUUCGCCAAGCGGACCUGUCCGGAGUUGAGACUGAACCCGGAAAGCCAUACAAUGGCAUCAGACAAUCGGUGAGACAUAUGGACGAGAAUCCGGAGUAUGAAAGAGAAAAAGGAGUAUUGAUUCGUAACAAGAGAGAUGCUACAGCAACACCAGGAGCAGCUUCUUCAGCAAAACCAGGAGACGUUUCCACACCACAACCAGGGGGUGCUGCCAAAGCUGCUGCAAACCCAGGAGCUGCUACUGCAGCGAGCCCAGACGCUGCUGCUAUAUCAAAGCCAGGAGCUGCUGCUGUCACAGCAAAACCAGGGGCAGCACCGAAAAAGCCAACUGCGCAAGGAGUGAAGAGAAGAGAAGGCUUCUUCGUCGUCUUCCUGGCUCUCACCCUGACCCUCGUCUUCCUCAGCCUUGUUAGCAUCGGAUUGUUCGUUUGGCUCCUGAUUGCUCUCAAGAAAGUUAAAAAAUGAAUAAACCUUUUGAAGAAACUUUUGCAUCCUUCACAACUGAACUGUCCAUAAUGUU